Puccinia triticina is the source of this 1953-nucleotide messenger RNA. RefSeq lists its product as uncharacterized. Gene Ontology annotation, molecular function: protein binding; chromatin binding. Bases 1 to 1953 code for a protein of 650 amino acids. NCBI's taxonomy places the organism in Eukaryota, Fungi, Basidiomycota, Pucciniomycetes, Pucciniales, Pucciniaceae. The transcript has 14 exons. The record is from RefSeq and is a predicted model, not a curated record. Gene Ontology annotation, cellular component: synaptonemal complex; cohesin complex. Gene Ontology annotation, biological process: replication-born double-strand break repair via sister chromatid exchange; mitotic sister chromatid cohesion; synaptonemal complex assembly.
AUGUUUUUCUCCAAUGAUCUUUUGACCAAACGGCAUCGCUCCGGCUGGAGCCUCUAUUGGAUAGCAGCAGUCAGUGCUAACUUCAAGUCGGCGGUCACGAGACUAUCUAAAAAGGAGCUCUUGAAUGCCGACUUAUCCGAAGCAUGUUCGACAUUGACCCAACCUCGCGAACCCUUAGCACUGAGGCUGAGCAGCGCAUUACUACUUGGAAUUGUCAGAGUUUAUGGACAUAGAUGCUCUGCGUUACAUCUCCAGGUGCAGCAUGUUGCCCAGUCAAUGAAGAAGGUUUCAUUCCUUACCGAAGACGAAAACGACACUGUUCAAGAUGCUCGCUCUAGAACUACAAGAAGUGCGGUUGUUUUGGAUGGUGCUACUCAUGUGAACACGGGGUACGAUGGUCACAAUUUUCCCCGUGCGAGGGAGCAAGAUCACAUCGCAGAACUUUUUGGUUUUGAGGAACCCGAUCCAUUCGAAUUUGAUCCGAAAUUUCGUGGAAGAGACGUCGAAGAUCUUUACCUAGGGUUUGGUGCUAUAACAGUUGGAAAUAAACCUACAAGGAUCACUUUGACAGCCUCAGGAAGCAAUAACUCUCCGCGUCUUAGUGAUCCAUUUGUCUCAAAACCUUCCGAGAUUAGUUUGUCGGGCAAUUCUUUAGCAUUGGGCCCAUUUUCUAACCAUGGAGACGACCUCAACGGCUUGAACCAGUUCUCUGGACCGGGUUUUGAUUUUGUCGAUUUAGGUGGUGAAGGGGGAGAGAUCAAUCUGGGGAUCAUCCCCGAGACAAGCGUUCAUCCGAUCGUAGAAGGCCAUAGAAUUCGUCAACCUUCCAGCAGGUUCGGGAUUGAAAGCGAAGUCGGAAGAGGCUAUCAAGGCAGACAAAGGCAUACAUCUAUCAUCGGCUUUCCAAUGAGCCCAGUUGGAAUUCAAAGAGCUAAUGGCAAUGUUAGAGAAAGUAGGCCACCCGAGGGCCCGGAGCAUUCCUUUGAAUUUGAGUCUACUACUCAGUUCAUCAAUCCCCACAUUUCCCUUGACGAUGAGGAGGAGCAACUCGAUACUCUAGGUCCGGAAUCUCUCGAAAAGCUCAUUUCAAUCAAGCGUAAAGACGAAUCACAUCCCCGUUUAGACCGUCGAAAGUUCAUCAAAGUCUUAGUCGAUCCGGUAACGUCUCUGAGUGCAGAAAAUGUGAUGAGUAUGAGAGAGAAUUAUCGUAUCGAGCGUUUGGAGAGAGAAAACAAGUACCAGAAUCGAAGAGUCGAACAACUCAUACAGGAACGUGCCAAGGAGUUAGUUUAUGGGAGCCCAUCUUACUUCCAGGCUUCCAACUUGAGAGAAUUAUGGAACGACUGUGUUAAGGUACCAGAAGUUGAUGCAUCCGCGAACAAACGAGCAGUCGAAAGACCUGGCGAAAAAUAUCAAGCAGGUGCUGGAGAUAGGGGAUUGGAAUUGCCUUCUUCUCAUUCUGGUCAGUCAGACAACAGAUUUUUCGAAGAUAAUCCGACUUUACAAGGGUUGGAGAUCCAAAAUCAAUCAUUCCUCAACCCACCCAGCAAUAUCCCAUGGUUGAACUUUGAACAAAAUCGGGAUCAAGUCGAGCCUUUCUUGGGGGAGCAAACGGAGAGGAUAGAUGAAAUAGAGGAAGAUGUAAUCGGAAGGCAAAGAGCACCCAGUUUUGAAAGCAGCACCCAUAGACUUUCCUCUAGUCAGGUACUCCCAUGGGGCCGCCAAGGUUUGAUAGCGGCGGGCACUGCUGAGGGAGGAUAUGAAAGUGACUAUGGAGUGUUGGACUCUUAUGGAAUGGACGCUGGGGAAGCUAGUGCCAGGAGAACUUCCCAAACGGCGGAGGUCAUCGUUGCUCUCCCUCUCUCGCGAGCCCACGCGGAUCUCAUCGACCCCUCAACAUACAAGAUCAAGUUUGAUUGCGAGAAACAGUUGAGCAAUCAAGCUUAUAUUUAG